Molecule: messenger RNA, 7932 nt
Organism: Folsomia candida
Lineage: Eukaryota; Metazoa; Arthropoda; Collembola; Entomobryomorpha; Isotomidae
Product: G-type lectin S-receptor-like serine/threonine-protein kinase SD1-13
Exons: 5
Coding region: 3327-5150 (607 amino acids)
Biological process (GO): protein phosphorylation
Cellular component (GO): cytosol
Molecular function (GO): ATP binding; protein binding; eukaryotic translation initiation factor 2alpha kinase activity
Source: RefSeq, a predicted model, not a curated record
CUGUGCUGUGCAGUCCACAGUGGUGGUGGCGGUAGACAAAAGUGACCCAACCCAACCAACCAACUGUGCUGUGCGGUGCUGUGCUGUGCAGUCCACAGUGGUGGUGGCGGUAGACAAAAGUGACCCAACCCAACCAACCAACUGUGCUGUGCUGUGCUGUGCUGUGCUGUGCAGUCCACAGUGGUGGUGGCAGAAGACAAGACCAACCCAACCAACCAACUGUGCUGUGCUGUGCUGUGCUGUGCAGUCCACAGUGGUGGUGGCAGAAGACAAGAGUGACCCAACCAUCCAACUGUGCUGUGCUGUGCUGUGCUGUGCCGUGCACAGUACUGGUGGAUGUAGUCAGUAGUGACAAUGUCGUGACUGUCUGUGCUGUGCUGUGCUGUGCUGUGCUCACACAUCACACACCGAGUGACACCCCGAAGUUAAGGUCCUGGCUGCACCAUCCAUAUAAUAUAACCGAAGACACCCCAUCGGCAGCACCUCAGCAAAGACACACCACCAGUUACACGCCCCAGUUAGUUAUAGUUAGUGUGUAUACUAGGUGUGUUAAGUAUUAGUCACCAAUCAACUCCUUGUUGCACCAUUGAGCUCUGAAUUGUGUGUUUGGAAAUAAAAUCCAGUUUAAGUACAUUAAAGUUUGAAGAUAAAAGUCACUUCUUUACACCCUUGGCCCAACACAGUCAACUUCGGCGAUCGCUAAUCGACGGGUAGUUGGUUAGGACGUGAUCCCAGUGGGAAUCUCGAGUAGACCCAACAACUAUAUAUCUGUAAUAUAAAAUAUAUUAGUAGUUCCAUACAUACAUACAUACAUACAUACAUACUUUAAUGAAGAUUUACAUUAUUCCUUAGUAAAAACAUAAGGAUAUAGAUUUAUUUUGAGCCCCAGAAAAAGGUCAUAAUCAUUGAGGACAGUUGAACUUUAAUGACCUAUGUAUCCUCAAAUUUCUCCAUACACCUCGAAAAUAUGCCACAAAUGGAAAAAACAUCAAAAUAUGUCUGUGCGGGACAAAUACAGCCCCAGUCCACCUCUGGUAACUAAUCCUCCCACAUAUUUAUGCACAUUUUAGUAAUAUCGUGAAUGCAAACUAGAAAUUAUAUUAGAGAAUUUCUUAAAAUUGCAACAAAUUAACAAUUGUGCAAAUCAGGUAUAAUUUUAAUUAAAAGCUGUGAACCGUAAUCCAAGAAAAAUAUCCUUUGUAACAUUACGUGUUUUUAACUCAUUUCAUACAUAACUAAAAUUGUAAGAAAUUUCCAGGGACGAAUAAAUCUUGUAUAUUUACUUCAUUUUGUAUAACUUAAAACUUUUUCGAUAAAUUGAAAGUAUCUUAACUUUGUAUCUUAUCUUAAAGUAAAUUUUGAGUAUCUUAAGGAAAGUAUCUUGAAGAUACAUUUCAAUGUAUCUUGCUUACCCUUGGUGACUAUAUGCAUACACGCGAUAGAGAUUUUAUUAAAAACUUCUACGAUUGUUUGCCUGCCCAAGUUUGUCCUGGAGAUUGUGAUUUCCCGGUAUUAAACUUGCCACUGGUUGGUAUAAAAAUUUUACAAUAGAUAAAUGAGCAUGUGUUACCCCUAUAAAAAGUCUUUAUCACCGGACUAUCCCCAUGCUGUAUUACUUAUCAAUGAUAAGUCAUGACUACAACUUCUGUAUAACUUUCAAAAUCAUUACAUACAUUUGCAUUUGUUUUUAGUUUAAGAAUACCGCACGACAUUAUUUUAUUACUGGAUUUCAAAGAGUAUAAGUACACCCUAAACAAAAUUAUGUCAGACAGUGUAACCUACCCGUAUUGGUUAGCAUUUUAUUUCCGCACGGCGUAGUAACAUUUCCAUAUGGUUGAAAAGUUAUCACCAUUAGUAAUAAAAUUAUUACCAUGUGGAAUUAAAAAGUAUAACCAGUUCGGUUAAGUCACAUGGUGACACCGCGCGGUGUUAAUCGUUAAAAUUGUAUUUUCAGUGUAAAUAUGCUAAUCAUGCAAAAAUGUUGGUCUCGCAAGUUACAAAAUACAGAUAUUUUCGUCCGGCAGAAUCCCAGCAACAUAAAUACAUCCGCACUUUCCUACUUAUCAAUAAUCAUUCUUAAAUCAAUGGGUUUAAUGUAACUUAGUACUUUUGAAUGCACAUAAACGUCCUUCUUGGAAAGCGGGAUUAGCCAAACUUAUCAGUAUUUACUAAACUGAGGACGUGUUCACGCUGUUCCCAAUUGAUAUAUAUGCGUCAACAGUAGGCUUAUCUUAUCUGGGGCCGGCUACUGUGCCCGACCUACUUUUAUUCGUACGUUGUGUUUACUUAUUUAUGUACCAGUCGAUAAAUAUGCAGAUACGUAUGUGCAAAGGGAAAUGUUUGAAUGAGACAAUACUUUUUCAAGAAAUAAAUUAUUAGUUGGAUAGACGUGUUUUGUCAUAGUACAAGUUCGUUCACCGAGAAAUUUCCGAACUUAAGGUUUAUACAGCACUAAAUUGGACAUUUCUUAAAUUCAUGGCAUUUGAUAUCGUGCAGGGUGACUGCGCAAGAAAAUAAUCAUCCUGACAAAUCACUAUAUAUCGAAAUAGUAAACAACAAUUCAUCUCUUCUCAAUUUUUAAAACAUUGAGUGGAGUACAUAAAUAAUUAUAUACUCGGCGAUCGUGUUUGUAAAGGGUUAGUUGUACAUAUAUAAUUUCAUAUCGGAUGGACAACGAGAAAGCUUACUUUUCGGAUUUUUGUUAAUUCAAAACUUGAAAAAAAAUAUAUAAACUCCAAAAGUUUCCAAAAUAUUUUUUAAAAUUAAACAUUUCUUUAAUCCUUUGCAUCGAUGAUUUCUAUUUUUUAUGUCGCAUCAGCAUGAUAAAAGUUAUUCCUAGUUGACAAAAAAACCCAAGCUUUCCACUUAAAUAUAGCCUGAAAAUUCUGCCACGCAAAUAGUCUAUUCCGUGGGGUAAGCUAAAUCUAGUAACACUGGUUUCCCAGCCUUUGUCCAGACAACAAAUUGGAUUUGUCCGUUUAAAAUCGUCUCACAUUAGCCAUUAAAACCAUUGCCUUUUGACAAUCCAUAACAUGAUUUUUAAUAAUUAUUGCGAAAUAUUUUCAUAACUAUUCUGCAAUUAAGAUUCCCAGCAAAGUUCUACUUGGUACGCCCAGUGACAUUUAGAUAUCGUCACUGAAGGGUGGGAAGGGCGAAUCGUAGUAUGUAAUCGGUGUGCAAACAGUAAACCGAAUUGUUUACCUCGAAGAAUUUUAUAUUUAGAAUAUGUGCUAUAUUUCGGUGUAUUACAUUCUGCGAGGUUGGUCCUUUUCCUAUUGAGGCUACAGUACGAUUCGCCAUUUCAUCAAGGAUACGUGGAAUCGACAAUGGGAACAAGUCAAACUAUUCGUACGUUCAAACUCUACGAAGACGCAUUUUACAAAUGCAACUGGGAUGGUAGCGGAGCAUGUAAAGCAUUUCAAAUCAGUGGAGAGCAAUGUCUUAACCUUGACGACUAUAAUGACAAAGUGUCCUCAAUUGACACGCUAGGAAAUUGUAUGAUGAUUUGGGAACAUCCCCAUUGCACGGGAGAUUCAGUAGAAAUUGGGCCUCUAACUAUGUAUAACACGGAUCUCCGUGGUCUCAAAAUGAGCGAUGGAAGGAAUUGGGAUGACCAGAUGUCUUCCAUUAGUGUUUCCCCGAGAUUGUGUUGCUCAGGUUAUUUCGAAUGCCGGAAUUACGUCUGUAUCAAACCUGACUGGGUUUGCGACGGCCAAGAUGAUUGCUCUGAUGGGGAAGACGAAAUACAUUGUAAUCGAGUAGCUAGUGUAAAAAUCGAUCACCGUCCAAUCAAAUCAACAAAACAAAUUAUUGAGGGCGAUGGAGUUAGGUCGCAAGCACAUGACGGACGAAGUACGAUACCCGUUAGGAACUGCUCAACCAAAGAAACGUACUGCCAUCGAGAUGCUAAAUGUAUUCAAAUAAAUGAGACCUGUCGCGAAACAGAACUUCAAGUCCAUGAUGGCGUUGGUACAUCGUCAGCACCGGAUAAGACGGAGAUCAACCGAAUUUUCGUCACUAGUGCCAUAGUACUUUUAGUGAUUCUUCUAUUUUCUCUUAUAAUCUUCAUGAGACAAAGGAAAAACAGGAACGCCUCUACUACGAGAACGCCAGGCAUCAUACUGCAACCCAGAAAUUCACACGAAAUGCAGCCCUUCUUCCCCCAACCCCGCUCUGAAUCAAUCUUUCCUUUACCGCCCCCUUGGAAGACUAACCCCUCCUUAAUCUGCCUUUCCCCCCUGGGCGAAGGAUUUUUCGGAAAAGUGUACCAAGUCGAAGAUCAAAGCGCAAUUGUCCCCCCAACCGAAUAUGCCAUCAAGUGUAUCGACAUGGUAAAAAAGCUCAAAAGCUGCAGCCCAUCUUACACCACAUCCGGCGAGGAAAGCAGUCGUACCAGGCAAAACUGUAUGACCACUUUGCUCAACGAAAUGCAAAUCAUGGACCAGCUUUCCUGUGACCAUGUCGUCCGUUAUUAUGGUUGCUGGGCAGAGGCGGAAGACUGUAGUCAGCUGCUCUUAACAAAGUCCCGUUUGGAGAAAUAUAUCCGCGAGGUAAUCGAGCAUUGCAAUAGUUCUGCGUCUUACAUCCCAAGUUCACCCUUGAGUCAUAUUUUCAUCCGAAUGGAACUUUGUAACAUCACGUUGAAAAAAUACUUGGAGGUUUUCCGAUGGCGAGAUGAGCUCGGAAUUGUUACACAAAUCGCGGCCGGACUUCUCUACGUGCAUAGAAAAGGGUACAUUCACCGCGAUAUUAAACCAGGAAACAUAUUUUGUAAGGUAGAAUCGGGUGGAAAGUCGACCUGGAAAGUUGGCGACUUUGGUUUGACGGUGAUGAGCAGCGAAGUUGGAAAUUCUGGGGUGGCAGGGACAUAUCUUUAUCAAAGUCCAGAAAUGAGGAAUGAGUUGAGUUACACGGAUAGAACGGAUUUGUACAGUUUGGGGUUAGUAGGGGCUGAGAUAUUACAUGGGAUUAGAAAGAAUUUUAAUAGAAAUGAUGUUUUCGCUCACUUGCGAAAAUUAGGGGGCACUGAGAGACGAAAUUAUUUGAAUUCUUGUUAUGCAGGAAAGUAUAAAAAAUUGAUUUGUAUUAUUAACCAGUUGCUUAAUGUACAAAUGGUCGUCCUUGUUCAGAGAAGUUGUACAACCUGUUGAGUAGCAUAAAUUCAAAAGACGCGCCAGUCUUAGUGUGACUAGUCAUGCGUCCCCUCCUCUGUAGGAAUCGUACCAUCGGUGAAUUAAUCUCCACGAACAUAUGAUCGGUCAUUUUCAGAUUAGAUGUAAAUAAAGCUGCUUCGCUGAAGCACAGUACAAAGUGUUUCAGAAAAGUAGAUUGGUACGUCACCAUCAUCUGUGAAUGAUUUAAAAAUUCGAAUUACAAUAUUUCAAGCACCAGCGCCCAAUUUCACUUCAUUGUAAAUAAAAAAUAAUCCAUAUUCCUCCCAAUCAGCGUUGGAACUCCUACAUAAAGAAGAACGACAAUUUGUAACAAUAUUUAUAACAGAGGAAUAUAGGUAAUUCAUACAAAUAUGUAUUCAUGUUUAAAAUACCAGACUUGGGCAGAUUACUUUUAAUCUGAUUACAUUGUUCCAAAAAUGUAAUUCUGUAAUUCGUUAAGAUUUUUAAGUAAUCUGUAAUCUUACUUAGAUUAAGUUUGUUAUCGAAAUGUAAUUCGAUUACAGCCAGAUUACAGAUUACAUUUUUGAAUUAUGUAGGAACGAUGGGCCACUAUUAGCGCUCUCCAUCAACCCGCAAUUUUGAAAAAAUUAUUCGUAUUUAUGGCUCGUAGAAAAUUAUUCUUAAACCUUACAAUUUAAAAAUCAUGUCUUCAAGUUAGAUGUUUCCAAGCAAUAAAAAUGUAUCACUUACCAUUAUUCGGGAUGGGCCCUUUUUUAGUUUGACUCAAGUGGACGAAAAUAAAGUGACGCCAAGUGUCAACAAAUUUGCAGUAAUAAUUAUGACACAGCGACAUGGGUUAAGGCUCACUCAUUUCCUAUUUCACUCAAACUAAUUUCUUCGAAAAUAAAGAAUCUAUUUUUUAAAUAGCAAGCGUUUGUAGUACCAAAAAUUAAUUUUACAUUAAAAAAAGAAAAAUUGCAUUCAUCUUAAAACCGAUGAAAUUUAACGAUUUUAGAAAUUUCCAUGUAAACACAUUGGAUAGGGGCAGCGUGAUAAGAAAACUCAAUGACACUCGGUUUAUUGAAUGUAAACAAUUAUUGGCCCAUAUAACUCGCAUAGAUAAACUCGAGAUAUAGGUUUUUGUUGCAUGUAUGUCAUGGGUUAGAUUGGAAAUUAGCUGACAGUAAAGUCGAUAUUACAUAACGAGAAGAUAAUAAUAAUUUGUCCAGUUUCGUUCAAAAAUUCAUUUAUCAAAUAAUCUGUAAUCUAAAUUUUAAUCGGAUUAUUAAUCUGUAAUCUGGGGAGACCUGCAGUAAUCUAAUCCAAAAAGUAAUUAAUUAUUGUAAAUUCGAUAACUUGUAAUCUUGUUUGUUUGUUGUUUAUUGUUUAUUAAAAUGUCGCGGAUCAUCAGUUUACACUGCUUUUCAGAUCAAGACACAAAAAAAUAAGAUUUGGCUACAUACUAGGUUAUUGACUUAUAACUAUGAAUAACCGUAGGAUAAUGUAAAUUAUGUUUAAUGUAAAACAGUAAAACAUGAACAUGUUAUUUGGUGACCAAUUCCCGUACUACGGCUUGGAAUCGAGAGUAUGUCAGCUCCCUUAUAUUCCAAUCUCUCGGGAGACUAUUCUAGAUUUUGUCCCGACGAUAAACAAUCGAUCGUUUGAAAGUCUCAGUUCUGUGAAUAGGAGCACAAAUGUUGGGACGAUUUGCACCACUAGUUCUUUCAUAAAAACAUGACUUCUCAUCAAUGUUGAGUUUAUAAGCGUUCUUAAGAGUAACAUAUGUAAUUUGAUCGUUCUUCAAUCGUUAGCAAAUUACUAACUAAAAAACUUCUCUGAUCUGCUUGACAUCUAACUUGUCUCUCAGGCUUUUAAGAGAUGUACUUUUUUUCCGUUUCUUGGCUAAUCUGGGGAAGUAAUAACUGGACAAAAAAUUGUCUAUGAUUUUUUGAAUUUUGGAAAGCAAAGUUGGUGUGUGUACAGUCCACAGGUCCAUACAAUAAUCAAUAAUUGAAUGCACUUGUGUGUUUAAUUUUGUGUUGACGAUAACACGAAUUGCCUAUUCACCAAUAACCCGUUUUAAUCCAUGUAGGAAUUUCGAGUGCAAAAAAACUGCUUACUUGACCAACUGUAAUCUGCCCAGUAUGUAAAAUACUUCUAAAAUGAUAUAAUAAAUUAAGUAGUAAUAUUAAUAGUAGUAAUAUAGCGUAAGGGGCGCGCGGAGUACAGAGAAACAUAUUGACAAGUAACAAAUAUCGGUGGGUUACCAUCACCAUUCUAGUAAGAAUCAACAAUUUUUCAUGUCGUACAGAAACGCUAAUACUUAGAUAUAAACCUUUAAAAACAUGACACUACGGGUUUAUUUAGUACACUCGAAACCAAAUUAGGUGAUGCGGUGUCACUAUGUGACCUAACCGUAGUGGUUAGGAUUUUAUUACCGCACAGUGUAGUCAUAUUAACAUAUUGUUUAAACAUUAUAACCAUGGUAAGUAAAAUUAUUACCAUGCGGUAUCAAAAAUUAUAACCAGGUCGGUUAACUCGCAUACUGACACAGCGCAGUGAUAGUUGUUAAAAAUUUAUUUUCAGUUUAGCUAUCACUCCGGUGAACUCAUGUAUUUAUGUAAGCACGGUGUACAUUAAGGUCUGCUAGAUUGUUAAUAUGUACAAAUACAGUGAAGCCCAAAAUUUAUAUUAUAGUGAUACAUGUAUACAUAUGUACACUAGAGUUCAUUUACAUACAUAUACUUGUUUAGAAUCGUUGUAUAAAUUGUGUUAAAAACUAAAGACUAGUUGAGUUAGCAACAUCCGUCAAUGCAAA